UCCAAAAAGCAGAAAACACUCUGCGCUCCUUCAUUUCUGCCAUCCUUCAGCCUGACAGCCAGCUGGAUACUAUCUCCACGCCUACAAGACGUUUCCUUGAUUAUUAUUUUUUUCUCCUUCCGAAUUGACCUGAACACUUUGACUUGGGAGGUUUUCUUAUUUUAUUUGAAAGGACUUCUUUUGAGCCAAACAUCUCUCUCUUUUUUUUUCUUCUUUUUACUUUUAAAACAUGCAGCGGUGCACAGCGGUGGCUCUCGUCUUAUUGGUGGCCUUUUUCUUCCUGAGCGCAGAAGCCUACAAGUGCAGGUGCACCAGAAAAGGACCGAAAAUCAGGUACAAGGACGUCCAGAAGCUGGAGAUCAAGCCCAAGCACCCCUACUGCCAAGAGAAAAUGAUAUUUGUGACGAUGGAGAACGUGUCUCGGUUCAAGGGGCAGGAGUACUGCCUGCACCCCAAACUGCAGAGCACCAAGAACCUGGUCAAAUGGUUCCGCAUCUGGAAGGACAAACACAGGGUGUACGAAGCUUAAACCUUCAGCUGGAUCCACUGAAACGUGAAAAAGAAGACGAUAACACCACCAACAGGACUGUUUUGUAUGAAGUACACAAUGUAAUCUGUACUUCUCUCUCUUCUGCCUGAGAUCAGUCAAUCAAGCACAUUUAAAAAAGAAAAGAUAUAUAUAUAGUUUGUAUAUAAGCUGGUGGGCUCGUUUUAGUCGACCGUCACUCUAGUUCCGCUCACUCACCGCUCCAGACUUCACGAGUCCAGUUCCAUUUGUCAAAAAGAGGACGAGACGCCUCUUUUCCCGAGGAAGCUGUAAGGACAGGCCAAUCAAUAGAAACAGGAGAAACUUUCAUUUCAUUUAUGUCGGUCUUUCAGUUUUCACCCCUGGUGUUUACAGACAGUACUGGUUACACAGGAGGCGGAGUUCUGCUAUGGGUCCAGGAUUAUCCCUGCGUCUGUGCGUACAUCAUAUGUGUCAAACACAACUUUAAUUCUGAUCAAAGUUGAUUUUAGAGACAUCUGUGGUAAUAAAAGUGUAAUUACAGUUGGAUGAAUACCUGAAAGUCAAGUUUAACGUUAAUCUACUGUACUGUCAUUCACCCCUGAAGUGUGGGACCCUGAUUCAAAUCUUGACUGCAGCUGGAAGGGGAUGAAAUCAUGAAAAGCCACUGAAAUAUUUGCAAAAAAACAAAACGAUUUUCCUGACCUGCUCAUAAAAAGUACACAACAGCCAUGAGGAGCAACUGUGACAGCGUGUCUUUCUUUUUCUAUAGCGCCCUGACUAUUUUAUGCCUGUUAAAGACAUCAGGAACAGACACUUUGCCAUUUUAAAGGCCUUAAAAUUUCAUUUCUGUAACUGUAAAUUGUGCAUUAGCUGGAGAUGAUUUAGCUGCAGAUCGAUGUAAUUGGAGCUGUACUAAAUAUUCAAGACAUCAUGGACAUGCCUCACAGUACUGUGACGGUCAUGCAACGCCAUCACGUGCCCCGCUCAUGUCUUCUUAGCAACAAAGUGGUGUGAAUAAAGAAAAAAAUCCUCUAAUAUAGGCUUAGGCUACAAAGGAAAUAUGUAGGGUUGGGUUUAAAUAUUAAAUAUUGUCUGAAUUAUCUGUGGCAAUGGGGUGAGUUUUAGCAAAAUGAGCUUUUAACUGGAGCUCAAUAAAGGACGUGAUUUGUCUUGUUGUUUCUUCUUUAUUUUUACAAUUAAAAGAGAAUAACUUUGCAGUGAAUUCCAACAGUUUAUAUCUAAAUCAAAACCCAAAAUGAAUAGUGGUCGAUCAUUUCACUGUCUCAAUGAUCUCUCCUUGAGUAAAACAAUACUGUCACCUCUGUUAUUUGUAUGAUUUCUCUACAUUUCAAAUCAUUGACUGUUGGGUGUGGAUUUGUUAGCGCCACAUCGGACUCAUAAAACUCAUUUAUACGAGACCUUCACAUUUUCUUUACCUUCUCAAGAAUGUGCAUUACUCUUGUUUUAUAUAAAUAAAUAUAUAUGAUAAAGCAUUUUGUAAAUUGGCCAGUGUAGCCUAUAUGUUAUUAGAUGUUUAUUGUAUUUACUGCAGCAUAGUUGUUGGGGGGUUUUUUUUGUUUCGUUUUUUUUUUUUUUUUUUUUUUUUGCUUCUUUUAUUUUUGCUAUUUAAAUUUUGGGUUGGUAACAGAUUUUUUUGAGGAUGCGUGUGUGUGCGUGCGUGUGUGUGCGAGUGUGUUUGUUAGGAGGGGUGUACACCAUACACACAGACAUUUAAUUGAGUGUAUGACAAUAAACACAGCAAUAAAGUGUCUAUAGAGCAGCUUCUGUGUGUACUCCCAUCAUUACCAACAGCAAGAUGCAAACCGCACAGAUACUGAGGAGAGUCGAACAAGGAAACAUUCUCACUGUGAGGAAAGAGUGCUAACCACUGCACCGCCAUGGGGCCGAACGUACACUUAAAUCAAUAGAAAAUUAUUUUAAAAAGUGUAAAAAAGAAAAAAAUGUAAAAAAAAAAUGGCAUCUGGCUUCAAACUGUA
Molecule: messenger RNA, 2505 nt
Organism: Salarias fasciatus (jewelled blenny)
Lineage: Eukaryota; Metazoa; Chordata; Actinopteri; Blenniiformes; Blenniidae
Gene: cxcl14
Product: chemokine (C-X-C motif) ligand 14
Exons: 4
Coding region: 230-529 (99 amino acids)
Biological process (GO): immune response
Cellular component (GO): extracellular region
Molecular function (GO): chemokine activity
Source: RefSeq, a predicted model, not a curated record